AUGGGUACUCCGUCACGGUACGAAUCAUCACCAGGUGACUUGUCCUCCCCUCCCUCAGGACCCCUCUCGGAACCAGGCUCCCCAACUCGCCGGGAAGGCGCCAAGAAGAUGGCCAGCGACGAGAUCGUUGUCAACGACGGCCAGGACGCCGGUGCUAGGCCCCCAGACGAGAUCCGCACAUCUGACGAAUCUGGGAGGCGCUACGGUCGUUACGGCGAAGAGUGGGUGCAGCUGACGGCGUCCGGCCUCCCUCGGAAGAAACCUGGGCGCAAGCCCGGCGCCAACAUCAAAUCCAAGGCAGAGGGCUCUGACCAGCCCGACGCAAAGGUUCGUAAGCCCAGGAAGCCUCGCGAUCCGAAUGCACCUCCCGUUCAGCGAAAGCGGAAGGUGGCCUGUACCGAUGGCGACGCUACCAGCGAGGGCCCUUCGCCCAAGCUGGUCGCCCUGGGAGCUCCCAACGAGCCGUCCCACCCUCCCUCACAGCAGCAGACCGCUCAGAGCCACGGCCCGGCCUCAGCCUCACAUGGCAACUCGCUGCUCGACCAUCGUUACUCCCCGACCGUCCCCAAACGAGAGCCCUCCGCGCCGAGCUCGAUGCACAACCUCCUCAACGUCGACCCGCCUUCCCGGCCUCACACGACGGGACCCAGCAACGGUGCGGCGCCUUCCCGUUCGAGCGGCCAGAGCUACGAUCCGAUUCGCGAUGGAAAAUAUGACCCCGUGCGCGAGUCCAUGGGCCUGUCCAACUCUGGGUCGCCCCGGGCGCAGCCUCAACCUACCAACCGGUCGCCGUCGAUCGCCAGCAUCAUCGAGCCCCCCGGUCUCAGCCUAAGGUCGCCUCCGAGACAGCCGCACAGUGGAGGAUACCAGCCCUCCAAGCUGCCGGGGCACGAGGCCUCUCUGCCCGCGUCACCGUCGCAACCGCCCCGCUCGACAUCCCACGCGCUGCCAGCUUCAUCCCGUUCCGCAGCAGCUGCAGAAAAGGACGAGCCUAAGAAGAGGGAGAGCAGAGACCAGCCGCCCGCACCGCCGCCGCUACCAAAGCCCGUCGUCAACGAAUCCAACUUUACAACCAUUGCCAGCGGACCCGUCAAGAAGGUGUCGCCCAAGCAGACGGUCGCGUCGGCCCCGACGCCCAAGACGGACAACAGCGUCGACGAGGUGAUGCAGGAGGGCGACAACAGGUCCAUCCUGGACUUUGGUCGCGCCAAGCCGGGCGAGGAGAUGGCGACACCCUCAAUUGUCCUGAGCAUACCUAUCCGCGCCGGCGAGACCAACAAGUACGUUAACUUUAUGCGCCUGGCCGAGGACCGCUACGGCUGGGAUGCGCUGCACCCGCGUCUGGCGGCCGACCGCGACCGCAAGGCACGCAUCGCAGCCGCGGCCGCGUCGCUCGAAAAGGUGGAGUCGGGCCGCGAGUCGGGCGAGGGAGACGACAUGUCGGUAGACCUGUCGGACGCCGAGGCCAGCAACCCCGAGAACGGAGGUGGUGCCAGCGGUGCAGAUGGCGCGCAGACGAAGCCGGCCAAGAAGAAGCGCAACUUUAAAGAGGACAACUACGACGUUGACGACGACUUCGUCGAUGACUCGGAGCUGAUGUGGGAAGCCCAGGCGGCAGCCAGUCGAGAUGGAUUUUUUGUGUAUUCUGGACCUCUUGUCCCCGAGGUUGAGAAGCCAGCAGGACAAGAAGCUGCCCCCAAACGAGGUCGUGGAAGUCGCGGCGGUCGUGGCGGAAGCCGUGCCUCGACUCGCGGUGGUGCCACUGCCACAGGUGGAGGACGCAACGGCGGCGGCCCGGGAUCGCGAGGCGGCGGCGCACCCAAGAAGCCCCGCGUGACCAAGUCUGAGAAGGCGCAGAGGGAGAGGGAGAAGGCGGAGAAGGAGACGAUGGCUCAGCUUGGGAGGUCAAAUGGACUUACCACGCCUUCAUUGUCUGUGACUGAGUUGGGGGCAUAG
Molecule: messenger RNA, 1956 nt
Organism: Geosmithia morbida
Lineage: Eukaryota; Fungi; Ascomycota; Sordariomycetes; Hypocreales; Bionectriaceae
Product: Pfam:HPC2
Exons: 2
Coding region: 1-1956 (651 amino acids)
Source: RefSeq, a predicted model, not a curated record